ACAAUAUUAGCAGCAACAAUAUUAGCCCUUCCAUUCCACCACAGUUUUGUUCACUCAAAGUGCUCUCUGUACAAGCCACUUCUUCAUUCCUCUCCAAGUCUUGAAUUCAGUAACUUGGAAAGCCAUGGCAGUGCCUGUGUUAUUAGUGCUUGAGCUUUGUUUCUUAAUGAUGGGUGGUCUUGUUGUUGUUGUUGUUGUUGAGUCCUUUCCAUUCUCUGAGGCUGACAAGAUUGCUUGGUUGCUUGGACAACCCUUUGUGGGGUUUCAACAGUUCUCAGGCUAUGUCACUGUGGAUGACAAGAAACAAAAAUCUCUCUUCUACUAUUUUGUUGAGGCUGAAUUUGAUCCAUUUUCAAAGCCUCUUGUUCUCUGGUUAAAUGGAGGGCCUGGGUGUUCUUCAUUGGGAGUGGGGGCAUUCUCUGAAAAUGGACCUUUUAGGCCAAAUAGGCAGGUUCUGGUUAAAAAUGAGUAUAGCUGGAACAGAGAAGCAAACAUGUUGUAUUUGGAAACCCCAGUGGGAGUGGGUUUUUCUUAUUCAACUGAUGCCUCCUCCUAUGAGGCAGUGUCUGAUCAACAAACUGCCAGGGAUAACCUUGUGUUCUUGCAAAGAUGGUUCCUCAAGUUCCCCCAAUACAUGCAUAGGGAUCUGUUCAUCACAGGAGAAAGCUAUGCAAGUACCCUUUGUAGCCCACACCAUCAUCUCUUUGUUUGGGGAACUUCUUCCAAAAAACUGUUUUUGAAAAAACAAAAAUAUAAAAAUAACCCAUUUAGGGCCAAAAUGUGGUUGCAGUAUAACAUUGUCAUCGGCUUGAUCGUUAGGUUGCUUGGUCGUCUAAAAGGAUUUGUGGCCAACAAAGCUCAUCCCGAAGGUUCUAUUGCCGAGGCUUACAUUUCCAAAGAAUGUACAACAUUUUGUUCUAUGUAUUUGGAUGGAGUUGAAACAUUGUUUAACCACCCAGAAAGGAAUUAUGACAUGGGUGACCGUGGCCCAGGAUUGGCGGUAUUCACUCAAAAUGUCCGUCCCUUUGGUCUAAUGACAAGGGCGUCCGAUGUGUCCAUAGUUGAACGCGAGAUGGCUCAUUGGGAGCACAAGAACUUGUUACAACAAAGAUCCGGUGCAUUUGACAUCGAAAAUAGACAACGGAAAGAAUUCCCAAAAUGGUUCAAAGAUCAUAUGAAUGAAUUGCGGAGCCAAGUUUCUCCCGAAGCAACUAAUGAGAUGUGGUCAUUAGCCAAUGGUCCUAGUGGCUUAGUGAACACAUAUUCAGGAUAUAUUUGUAAUGGUGUCCGUUUUCAUACUAUCGACCGUGACAACCGUCGUAAAAGUCAGAAUAGAUAUAUCUUAUAUGGUGUUCGUUUUCAUACAAAUUUAAGGCUUUGA
Messenger RNA from Camellia sinensis, 1381 nucleotides. The record is from RefSeq and is a predicted model, not a curated record. Lineage: Eukaryota; Viridiplantae; Streptophyta; Magnoliopsida; Ericales; Theaceae.